Messenger RNA from Corticium candelabrum, 1184 nucleotides. RefSeq names its product N-acetyltransferase ESCO2-like. The transcript is spliced from 10 exons. Gene Ontology annotation, biological process: mitotic sister chromatid cohesion. Gene Ontology annotation, cellular component: nucleus; chromatin. Gene Ontology annotation, molecular function: protein-lysine-acetyltransferase activity. The coding region runs from base 216 to 1184 and encodes 322 amino acids. Lineage: Eukaryota; Metazoa; Porifera; Homoscleromorpha; Homosclerophorida; Plakinidae. The record is from RefSeq and is a predicted model, not a curated record.
GGGUUUUGUGUCUCUGUUUCUGUUUCUGUCUAGUCGACGUCUCCGGCAUCUUUCUCUAAAUCGAACGUAAAAUUGGCUAGAAAAACCAAUUUGAGUUCAAGUUUUCGUGUGAACAGUUAGCUAUUUACCUACCGGCAAGGAACGUUUCUACAUUCUACAAGAGUGAAAACGUGUCACUUGUAUCUGAAUCUUUACAAGAUUGGCACAAACAAGCAAUGGAUUGUCAUCAAGGCAACAGUGAGGCAUUACUAGCUAACUCAGAGAAUGUCAACAACAAGGAGAACACUAAAAGAGAAUCUUUGACUAUCCCAUCAUCAUCAUUUUACAGCAAACCGUGUGCUGAUCGCUGUUAUUCAAUAUUCAAAAGUAAGGCUGAACGCAAGGCAGCUGAGGACAGUUUUGAUAAAAUGCUGCGAAAACCACUGGGAAAAAGUAGAAUAAUAAACAGACCCAAAGCAGAUGACAAGAAGAGAAGUCAAACAAAAAGGAAACUUGAGCAAAUGAUAUUGGACGUCGGUCAGAGAGAAUUUGGUCCUGUAAUGUGUAAGAUGUGUGGAAUGUUGUAUUCUCCACGAAAUGCUGCUGAUGCUGAACAACACGCUGUCUUUCAUAGACGAUUCACUGAAGGAAUUAGGUUUCCUGGUUGGCGCAACGAAAGAGUCGUUAACGAAUAUCCCGAUGGUCGUAUCAUCAUGAUCCUUCCCACUGACCCAAAAUCUCACCAAAACAAGGUGAGAGAAGUCUGCUCACUCAUCGAUUUCGAGUUGGGCUGCUCUUCAAGAGCAAGAGAAGACCCGACGAUUAAAGUCUUCUUGUUUAUCAGUGAAAGGAAAGUGUGUGGCGGCUUGAUUGCCGAGGCGAUCAAAGAGGCGUAUCCCAUUAUCACAACCCAAGACAAAGACGAUUCAACUUGGUUUAUUCAAAGGUCUGAGCCGCGGCCGGCUUACUGUGGUGUGAAUCGUUUGUGGGUUUGUAGCAAGUGCCGUUUACGUGCCGUUGCCACUAGAUUAAUGGACUGUGCGAGGCAGAAGUUCAUCUACGGCAUGUUUCUUCAUAAAGACCAGCUGGCAUUUUCCGACCCAACGAGCGACGGCCGAGCAUUCGCUACCAAAUACUUCUCUACACCAUCGUUCCUAGUCUACAGAAAGCAACAGGAGCAGACCCACACACACACGUUUAGCUAA